Staurois parvus is the source of this 357-nucleotide messenger RNA. NCBI's taxonomy places the organism in Eukaryota, Metazoa, Chordata, Amphibia, Anura, Ranidae. The record is from the annotation of a GenBank genome assembly.
AUGGUAAAACAAUAAUAAAUAACCAGCCUGUGGCUUUAGGAAGCCAGGUUCCAAGAUGGACGGCCCGUCCGCUCAGAGGGAAGCAGUGGAGUAGAAUGCCUGUCAGUGCAGGGACCACGUUUACCCGAUGUCCCAGCGUCCUGGAUGACGUCACCACGAUGUGGAGAGACAGAGGGGGGGAACUCUUGCUGGAGCCGCAGCUUUAGAAGGAAGAGGCCGGUUGCUGGGACAACAUGUUUCGCGCGCAUGCGCUUUGUCAAGUCUGUGAAAAGCAUUCUACUCCACUGCUUCCCUCUGAGCGGACGGGCCGUCCAUCUUGGAACCUGGCUUCCUAAAGCCACAGGCUGGUUAUUUAUU